AUGAAAUGUUGUUUUUACAUUACAAGGACACAACAAACAUUUUAUCUGACUCCAGAUGAAAUAGAGCCACAUAGAGAAAUCCAAUCUAAAAGAUUUGUACCUAAGAUCAUGUUUAUGUGUGCCGUUGCAAGACCAAUCUUUUCUAGUGAAGGUGAGAUGAUUUUUGAUGGAAAGAUAGGCAUAUUUCCUUUUACACAUGAAGUGGCAGCACAAAGAAAUUCAAAAAACAGGAAGAGAGGAGAGCCAGAAACCAAACUAAUACAAUCAAUCACUAAAGUACACACGAGAGAUAUGAUUGUGCACAAGAUAUUACUAGCAAUUAGAAGUAAAUGGCCACCACAUUUAAGCAAAACGAUAUUCAUUCAACAGGACAAUACUAAGCCCCACAUUUUAGAUGAUGAUGUAGUGUUUAGAGAGGUGGCAACACUUGAUGGAUUUUGCUUCCACUUAGUGCAACAACCUCCUAACUCACCAGAUAUGAAUGUGCUUGACUUAGGGUUCUUUAGGUCAAUACAAUCAUUACAACAUCAAAAAUUAGCAUAUAACUAUGCACAAUUAGUAAACGCAGUGAGUGCAGCAUUUGACAAUCUACAUCCAAACGCAUUGAAGUAUGUAUGA
Molecule: messenger RNA, 618 nt
Organism: Amaranthus tricolor (Joseph's coat)
Lineage: Eukaryota; Viridiplantae; Streptophyta; Magnoliopsida; Caryophyllales; Amaranthaceae
Exons: 1
Coding region: 1-618 (205 amino acids)
Molecular function (GO): nucleic acid binding
Source: RefSeq, a predicted model, not a curated record